AUGGAUCAUGGAGCUCAAGUUAUAUUUACACCUGAUAUGUAUGUUAAUCAUGAAUAUUCAAUGGGAUGUUAUCUAUUACAUUUUGCUGUUGAUGAUGGUUUAAUUGAUAUAGCUAAAUUAUUAAUUGAAAAAGGCAAAAUUCCAAUUAAUACAUUAGAUCAAACAGGAUGGAGUCCUCUUCAUUUAGCUGCUGGACAUAAUUAUUUAGAUAUUGUAAAAUUACUUUUACAAUAUAAAGCUGAUAUUAAUAUUAAAGAUUAUUAUGGUAAUACACCAUUAGCAUGGGCUAAACAAAUGUAUGCUACAGAAGUUAUCAAUGAACUUGAAAAACAUGAUGGUAUAGCAGAUACAGAAUGGUAUGGAGAAAAAUUAAUGUUACAUGGUUAUAAAGAACAAAUUGAAGAUGAUCAAAAACUAUAUGAAAUUGAAAAUAAUCAAUUUGAAAUCGAUGAAUCAAAACCAGACAAAACUUUAAAAGAUAAAAGUCCACUUUUACUUGAUGCACUUCAACGUCAACGUUGA
This is a messenger RNA of Rotaria sordida, 522 nucleotides long. NCBI's taxonomy places the organism in Eukaryota, Metazoa, Rotifera, Eurotatoria, Philodinida, Philodinidae. The record is from the annotation of a GenBank genome assembly.